Molecule: messenger RNA, 546 nt
Organism: Paecilomyces variotii
Lineage: Eukaryota; Fungi; Ascomycota; Eurotiomycetes; Eurotiales; Thermoascaceae
Exons: 4
Coding region: 1-546 (181 amino acids)
Source: RefSeq, a predicted model, not a curated record
AUGCCUCGGGAACUCCGUUUGAAAGAUCGCCACGCCGCGGUAACACAACAGACCGCUGGUCUUGAGACCGACAAGGUCGAUGUUGGUGACACAAAUUUUAAAUAUUUUGGGUACGCUCCCCUCAGAUAUACCCCCUCUGACGCCAAUUUAUCCCAUGAGCAUGUUGUUCAUGGAGAUGAAACUGGGGUACAAGGACGGUUCGAAAGUAAUGUAGGCCGAAUUGUAUCGGCCGUCUUCAAAGCAAUGAAUGUGCCAAUUACCUUAGGUGACUAUAAGGCUAGCCAAAGGGCAAAGGGCGAAGGCAAAGAACACAUGCAACAUAUCCUUGGCCAAAUAGCAGAAUACCUGUAUUUGGCCAAGUUCAAAUUCGGAUAUAUAUCAACAUAUGACGAAACCAUAUUCUUGAAACAAGAACUUACCCAAGAUGGAUGGGUAUUGUUUCACAGUAGUAUUAUCCUUCAUUCUAAAGAGUCAGAAGGAGAGCCGUCGUUACGCGAAUGCCUUUGGUACAUAGCGCUGGCAGCGGAAGGGAAAACGAUAUUUUAA